This is a messenger RNA of Durio zibethinus, 5457 nucleotides long. The record is from RefSeq and is a predicted model, not a curated record. Lineage: Eukaryota; Viridiplantae; Streptophyta; Magnoliopsida; Malvales; Malvaceae.
CUAACAAACUACUGCUUUGCCUAAUCAUAACCAAAAAUGACCUGACGUGGGAUUCGUCACCGAAGCAAAACUUCCAAAAUCUCUCACUCUCUCCAAAGAGAAAGGUAAAAAUUCUCUCUUUCUAGAAACCACCGAGCAAUGGCUCUAAUCACCCGAAACACCGCCAAUCGCCUACCUCACCUCCUCUCUGCACAGCGGCCUCUCGCUUUCCACACGACCCUCCCUUCUCUCUCCUCCACCACCCCAACCACAUACGCUCGCCCUUCUCCCCCCUCAACCACCGGUCCUCCCGCAGGCCUCUCGAAGACUGCCGAAUACGUGAUCUCCAAGGUCGAUGACCUCUUGAACUGGGCCCGUCGUGGGUCCAUCUGGCCCAUGACCUUCGGCCUCGCUUGCUGCGCUGUCGAAAUGAUGCACACCGGUGCCGCUCGCUACGAUUUCGAUCGCUUCGGUGUCAUUUUCAGGCCUAGCCCUCGCCAAUCCGAUUGCAUGAUUGUCGCUGGCACUCUCACCAACAAAAUGGCACCUGCUCUCCGCAAGGUUUAUGACCAAAUGCCAGAGCCUAGGUGGGUCAUUUCUAUGGGAAGUUGUGCAAAUGGUGGGGGAUACUACCACUACUCGUACUCUGUUGUUAGAGGUUGUGAUAGAAUUGUCCCUGUUGACAUCUAUGUUCCUGGAUGCCCACCCACUGCUGAGGCAUUACUGUAUGGAGUUCUUCAAUUGCAGAAAAAGAUCAACAGGCGCAAGGAUUUCCUCCAUUGGUGGUCCAAGUAAGGAUAUCACAAGUUGCUUCUGGGCUAUUUUUACAGCAGUUUAAAGAAUCAGGGAUUCAGGGUUCUGUUACUUGUAUGGUGACUGAACUCCCUGUAUUAUUUCGAACUUCAAUUCGUUCCGACUUUAGCUUUGCUUUUAACUACCUGCGCUAUUGUUCAGAGGAUGUUUAAGUUUCCUUUGAAGUGGGUAUGAAUAAAUUCCAUGUUCUCUUGUGGUAUCUCUCAGUUGAUGGUUUGAACUUUGAAGACAGAUUUGUGGGGUAUUUUCCCAUGGCAAGAGCUAUGUUUUAAUAACUUCACUUUUAAGAGACGAUUUGGGUUUUUCAUUGCCAUGGAAUGUUGGACUUCACUCGUGCUUUGUCGAGUAUGUGAAUUUACCUGAUUCCUAGGAGAAUUCUUUUCUAAGUUCGUUUCUCCUAUCCGAUUGUUUAAUAUUUUGGACCAAUCAAAAGUGAAGUUAUUACAACAUAGCUUGUCUUAUUAAUCAUCAUUUUCAUUUGCCCACAGGCCACUGGAAUUUUCUUAAUUAAAAGUCUUUAAAAUUGGUUACUAAAAAAAAUCUUUACCUUGGUAAGAAUACAGAUUUUACCAACGAGUAACAGUGUGAUAGACAUUUUACCGUUUGGACACCCAAAAAUCUAAUUCUGAAGCCGAAAUUUUUUUAAAAAAAAACAUCCAAUUAACUCACGGCAUAUGUAAAUACGAUGACGCCUACUGUAUUUCUAUUACUUUUCUAUUCCACCCUCUCUCUCUCUCUCUGGCUCUAUCCCUCUGGCGUUUCUCUCUCUUUCUUUUCUUUCACAAAUGGUGGACGAAGCACAGUACUCUUCAGGUCCCGACGCCGGCAGCAACAAACGCAAAUACGAUGAGCAGACAUCGCCAUUUUCUGGUGGCAGGAGGCCGACAGGGUUCUCCGCCCCAGAUUCGGCUCCUCCUUCAUACAACAGCUUCCCGCUACCGCUUGACGGCAUCGAGAUGGCCAAGCAGCGAGCUUAGGAGAUUUCUGCUCGCCUUACUCAAUCCGCCGCCUCGGCUGGCUCUGAGGCCAGGCGCCCUCGUGUCGACAACGGCUCUGGCGGUGGUUUUGAUAACGAUAAGGGAUUUAGCUCCGCUCUUUCUGAGAUAAAGCUCCUGUCAAAUUUUGCUCCUUCAGCUAUACCGGUUUCCUAUGGUAGCUACCAUGGUACGAGCAAAAAGAUUGAAAUUCCGCAAAUAAGGGUUGGUGUUAUAAUUGGGAAAGCUGGAGAAACCAUUAAAUAUCUUCAAGUACAAUCUGGGGCAAAGAUUCAGGUCCAACGAGAUAUGGAUGCAGACCCUAAUUCCGUGACUAGGCCUGUAGAGCUCAUGGGUUCUGCUGAACAAAUAGCUAAGGCAGAGCAGUUGAUAAAUGAUGUUCUUGCUGAGGCUGAAGUAGGAGGUUCUGGAAUAGUUUCUUGAAGAUUGACCGGACACACUUGAAGUGAACAUUUUGAAAUGAAGAUUCCAAAUAACAAAGUUGGUAUGGUGAUUGGUAAAGGUGGUGAAACAAUUAAAAACAUGCAAGCUAGAACUGGAGCUCGAAUUCAGUUGAUACCUUUGCACUUGCCCCCAGGUGACACAUCAGCAGAAAGGACAUUACACAUAGAUGGGACGAGCAAACAGAGUAAAAAUGCAAGAGAAUUGGUUGAUGAGGUCAUAAGUGAGGUAUGUUUGGAUGUGGAUGUUGGGACAAAAGCUUUUCCUCAAUUUAAAUUCUUUCUUCCCCUCUUCUUUUGCAUGAAUUGCUUGGCUUUUAUUAUGUAUCCCUACUACUUUAGGAUCCUGUACUUCUAUCCAUAACUGUUCUUACAAUUGAAUUUUACUUUGAGUAUUGAUUUAUUGUGAUCCUCUGGAGAUCAUGCCUCUUUACAACAUUAGUAACGAUAGGACACUUUGAAAUUUCAUUUUUAUUGAGACUUUAUAAUUAACAUUGCUUAAGAAAUUUACUUGUUCAGAUGUUGAAGAGGUAUUCCUUAUAAUCUUAAUUGCGGAGCAAAACCAUUUUCGUUCCUUUGGGUAAAUUAGGGACUAAAUUGCCACUCUAUUUUGUGUUUAUAUUUUCGUAAAUAGAUAUUGUGUUAUUAUGACCUGCCAAUCAUUGCCUGUGGUCAAUGUUCUAAAGUUCACCCCUUUAUUUUAUUAAAUUCUUACAUUUUCUUAUACUUUUAUUUACCUGUUGAGGAAGUAGAUGGUUCUCCCACGCAGGUUAUAAUAUUUGUUCUUAGUAUUCUGUUGAAUAAUUCUUCUAGACUUGCUUCUGCAUCCCCAUUUCUUGAUGCAGUUAUUCUGUCUCUUUGAGAUAUGAUUGAUUCUAUAUUAUCAGAUUUUUUCUUCUGUUUGUUCCACUUGUAAAAUCUUGAGAGUUGCAGACAUCUUUGGCUGGCGAUCCUUGUUGCUAUGACAGCUGGUUGAGAAAUUGUCAUGUGUCAAAAUAACCAGUGGAAUGAGCGGGUCCUCUACUUUGUAAGAGAUUCAAGGCUGUUUUGUAUCAAAAUUUUCAGGUUCUAGUUUGAUAUUAAGAGCUGGAUAACGUGGUAAUUUGCAUGGCUUGGCUUUCUUCUCAAAAUCUUAUGAAUGGAGUUAUAAUUUUACAUGUUAAGUUCAAACUGUCAAGGUCUUAUCUAUUGAUGGUUUCUUAGAGGCUAAAGGGUAUAAAAAGCCCUUGAGCUAUGAUUAAAAAAAUCAUCUAAGCCCUUAUUUUAUUUAUAGCAAUCAGUCAAUCCCUCCAAUAUUUAUUUGUAUCCAAGUAAGUCUUUAUUUGGGUGGAAAAGUUAAACAUUGUUAAUUUUUUUGCCAACUAAGAUAAAAUUCCAUGUGAUCAAUAAAAUAGAUGAAAAUUUGCCUUGUGGUGCAGUUAAUAUAUGUGAAAAUUAAAUAAAUUAAAAAUUUCUUUUCUUCUAUUAUCUCUCUCCCCUCGCUUUAAGAUCCCUCUAAGGGUUCAAUUGGUUAUAAUUCGGGGAUUGAUUGGUUCAAUUUUGUCACGUGACUAAAUUUUGUCCAAUUAAGGGUUCAAUUGAGUCGAAAUAGAUGAUUUAGGGAUUGAUUAAUUGCAAUAAAAUGUUAAGUGUUUAAAUGGUUAUUGAAUUAUAAUUCAAGGGCAUUUUGUACCCUUUAGCCUCAUAUAUUAUUGUUUGAAUUGCUAAAUUUUUGUGAAGACUGUUGGUUAUCGUCCUUUAAUUUUGCUACUGAUGGUUUAAUGUCCUUUAAUUUUGCUUAAGUUCUGUGGUGAUAUUUUGAUGCUUAGGUUGCAAGGCAGGUCUUGCCCGCUAAUUUUAUGUUAGGAUAUCACGAUGUAAACAAGGACUCGCUUCAUUGUGGUGAUAAAACUCCAGUCUUCUCAUCAUUCUUUGGGUUUUAUGGCUAAGUGACUUGUUUGGAUUAUGGCAUGUCUAUCCACCAAAUGUGCUUAUUAAUUGUAAAUGAUGAGACUGAUAUUGUCAUUGGGAACUAUUGUAGGAUUAAUCUGAAUUGGACAAUUGGUCACACCAACAUUGAUUUCUUUCUGUUGGUGUUUCAUCUGCAUUUUUCCCUGAACCGUAUGAGAAAUCCAGCAAUGGCUGGAAGCUAUCCACAGCAAGGUUAUCAAGCCCAAGCACCUACGAGCUGGGGCCAAAGGGCUCCUCCCAUGCAGCAAUCUGGUUAUGGUUUUAUGCAGCCUGGGGCAUAUCCUAGCCCAUCAUCGCAGUAUAACAUGUCUUAACCACCUUAUGGGGGCUAUCCUUCCCAAACAUCAUCUGGUGGAUGUGUCUCUGGUUGGGACCAAUCAGCUGUGCCACCAAACCAGCAAAGCUCUGCUGCAAGUAGUUAUGAUUACUAUAACCAACAGCUUUCUUCACAGCAACAGCAAACGCCUGGUGGUUCAGCAACUCCUGCUGAGUGGUUACAAUUACAGUCAACCUCCAGCUUCUAGAUGUAUGCAACCAGGACGAGGUUAUCCUCAGGGUAGCUAUGGUGGAUACCAUGCACCUCCACUAUCAGGUUAUCCUCAGGGUGGCUAUGGUGGAUACUAUGCACCCCUUGUAAAUGGUAUCAGAGUCUGUGUAACUAUAUAUUCAGUGUGUAAAUCUAUAACCAGUGUGUAUUUUCUGUUUCAAGCAAACUUGUAUCAUAUAUUACGAGAUCUUGUGCAACCUACGUGAAAGUUUCUCUUAACUCUAUUUUAUUUCCUACAUUUCUUUCAUAUUUUGAAGCUCAUAUUUUGGAUUUUGUAGUUUUAUUGCUGGUGUUUGUGGGUUUUGUUUGCCUUUGGUUAACUGGCUUUAAAGAAACUUAUAAAAAUCCAAAAUCCAGGUUUUAAGCACCUAAAAUAUGGAAGGACGGGAAAAUACUUGUAUUGUUUCAGAAAAACUUUAUAGCCAUAGCUCAUACGUAGAUUCAUUUUGUGAAUCUCAUAAUAUAGUUAUUUGUGAAUCUCAUAAUAUAGUUAUAAGUAAAACUUUAAAUGGUUUGAUUGAUCUUUCUACCUCGUUCGUUAAAAAGUUAUUACUAAAAGUUGAACAUAUUGAAGAAAAAUAGAGAAAAUAGAUCUGGAAGCCCAAAUGGUUCAUAUAGAAAACUCAUAUCCUGAGUUAGGAUUUUUGUAUUAUGGAAACACCAUAACGACAUUGCAAAGCAAACCUUCAUCUUCAAGGACCGCAGAACGGAGCAAAAUGGAUUUCAAAUCUUA